Molecule: messenger RNA, 2533 nt
Organism: Tripterygium wilfordii
Lineage: Eukaryota; Viridiplantae; Streptophyta; Magnoliopsida; Celastrales; Celastraceae
Product: endoglucanase 25-like
Exons: 6
Coding region: 210-2075 (621 amino acids)
Biological process (GO): carbohydrate metabolic process
Molecular function (GO): hydrolase activity, hydrolyzing O-glycosyl compounds
Source: RefSeq, a predicted model, not a curated record
AAGAAUUAUUGACUACCACCGUCAACUAAACGUCUCCAUUGAUCCGGUUAAUAAAAUAAUCACAACCCAUCAACACCAUCACUUCAGCAUACUAUCUUUUCAGCGCCUCCACCGACAAAACCCCCCAAAGCAGAAGCUGAUAACGGAGAAAGUCUCAAUCUUGAGCAGUGGGUUGUGUCUGUUUUUGUGGUGGGUGAAGAGGAGUGAAAAUGAGUAUGUACGGGAGAGACCCUUGGGGGGGUCCGUUGGAAAUACACGCGGCGGAUUCAGCCACAGAUGAUGACCGGAGCAGGAAUCUUCAGGAUCUUGACAGGGCUGCUCUUUCUUCAAGGCCUCUGGAUGAGACACAACAGAGUUGGCUUUUGGGUCCUGGAGAGCAGAAGAAGAAGAAGUAUGUGGAUCUGGGUUGUAUCAUUGUUAGUCGCAAGAUCUUUGUCUGGACUGUUGGGACUCUCCUCUUCUCUGCCUUCAUUGCUGGAUUUGUUACUCUUAUUGUCAAGACUGUUCCUCGCCACCACCACUCUAAGGCUGCUCCGGACAACUACACUCUUGCACUCAACAAGGCACUUAUGUUCUUCAACGCCCAACGCUCGGGUAAACUGCCGAAGCAUAACAAUGUGUCAUGGAGGGGUAAUUCUUGCCUUAGAGAUGGCAAGUCGGAUCCAUCGACCAUGUUUAAGGACCUGUCUGGGGGAUACUUUGAUGCUGGGGAUGCUAUCAAGUUCAAUUUCCCUGGAUCAUUUGCAAUGACCAUGUUGAGCUGGAGUGUUAUUGAGUACAGCGCCAAAUAUGAAGCUGCUGGUGAGCUCAACCAUGUUAAGGAAAUCAUUAAGUGGGGCACCGAUUACUUUCUCAGGUCCUUCAAUAGCUCAGCUGAUUCCAUUGACAGGAUAGCUGCUCAGGUUGGUGCAGGGGAUACUUCUGGUGGAAGCACAGCUCCUAAUGAUCAUUACUGCUGGAUGCGUCCGGAGGACAUUGAUUACCCACGAACUGUGACUGAAUGUCACAGUUGCUCGGAUCUUGCUGCAGAAAUGGCAGCUGCUUUAGCUUCUGCGUCCAUUGUUUUCAAAGACAACAAAGUCUACUCCCAAAAACUUGUUCAUGGUGCCAAAACACUGUUUAAGUUCUCGAGGGAUCAGCGGGGCAGAUAUAGUGCAGGUGGUUCAGAUGCUGCAAUCUUUUAUAAUUCCUCUAUGUAUUGGGAUGAGUUUAUAUGGGGUGGAGCUUGGCUUUAUUAUGCAACUGGAAACAAUAGUUACCUUACGCUUGCUACUACUCCUGGUAUUGCUAAGCAUGCUGGUGCUUUCUGGGGAGGUCCUGACUAUGGUAUACUUAGCUGGGACAAUAAGCUUGUUGGUGCUCAGGUGCUUUUGAGUCGUUUGAGAUUGUUCUUGAGCCCUGGGUAUCCGUAUGAAGAAAUGUUGAGGACAUUUCACAACCAGACCAGCAUAGUCAUGUGCUCGUACCUACCAAUUUUCACCAGCUUUAAUAGAACCAAGGGUGGUUUGAUACAGUUAAAUCAUGGAAGGCCGCAGCCUCUUCAAUAUGUUGUCAAUGCAGCCUUCUUAGCCACUUUAUACAGUGACUAUCUUGAAGCGGCUGAUACUCCUGGGUGGUACUGCGGACCCAAUUUCUAUUCAACUGAUGUGUUGCGAGAAUUUGCCAAGACUCAGAUUGAUUAUAUACUUGGCAAAAAUCCUCGCAAAAUGAGCUAUGUUGUGGGCUUCGGUGAUCAUUACCCGAAACAUGUCCACCAUAGAGGUGCAUCUAUCCCUAAGAAUAAGAUCAAAUAUAACUGCAAAGGAGGAUGGAAAUACAGAGACUCUAAAAAACCAAACCCAAAUACAAUUGUGGGAGCUAUGGUUGCUGGCCCCGACAAACAUGAUGGUUUCCACGAUGUACGUACUAACUACAAUUAUACGGAGCCAACUCUGGCAGGUAAUGCUGGGUUGGUAGCUGCUCUCGUCGCGCUGUCUGGUGAAAAGAAUACCAGGAUUGACAAGAACACCAUUUUCUCUGCUGUUCCUCCCAUGUUUCCAACUCCACCGCCACCUCCUGCUCCCUGGAAACCUUGAGAUGCCCUCGUUUAACAUUAUGUCAGUGUAACCUGCUGUGAGAUGAUUUUUCUGCACUAAUAGAAUUUGGAACUGGAAUCGUGUCAAAGGUUAAGUAAUUCAGACAUGUGGCAAGAGGCCAAGGAAAGCUGCAUUUGACGAAAUUUGUAAAGAAGUAGCCAGGGUUGAUGGUUCAUAUCUGGAAAUGUCUUUUUCUUCCCAUUUUGUAAUAUACAUAGUACGUGUGUGUAUGGUACCAAUCAUGUAUUCUUUGAACUUCUUGACUGGAGCAGUUUCAAACAGAUUGAUUUCCAUUUGGGCAAUCCUUCUUCAAUGUAGUUUAUUGUAACUGGUUUUUUUGAAGAUUCAUGUAAAUGAUGCCAAGCCCAUUAAGGCUUUGAUGAUGAUGGGGGAUAAUCCUCCCUAGUAUGUAUAUUUGUGUGUUUAAUUCGUAGGAAAUAUACACUGUGAUCCGAGUA